Andrographis paniculata is the source of this 1893-nucleotide messenger RNA. Its product is annotated as probable mediator of RNA polymerase II transcription subunit 26b. The transcript has 9 exons. The record is from RefSeq and is a predicted model, not a curated record. Lineage: Eukaryota; Viridiplantae; Streptophyta; Magnoliopsida; Lamiales; Acanthaceae. Gene Ontology annotation, cellular component: nucleus. The coding region runs from base 491 to 1873 and encodes 460 amino acids.
UUCUAGAGAGAGAAAGAGGAACGGAUGAGAGAGAGAGCUCUCCCACUCUAAAAUAUCUGAGAAACUUUUGCUUUUCUGUCACACCAUUUUCAUAUAUUCUUAGGAUUUGUGUUUUCCCACCGGCAGAUUUUACUCAUCACCCGGCCGAUUUCAUCGUUAUCUUCGAUCCUCACUAAAUCUAUUUCUCAGAUUGCUUCUCCAAAUCUUGUUUGUUCUUAGAUUUGUUCCAAUAGCAGUCUCCAGAUUUGUCUAAAACAUUACAAUUUUUUAUCAAUUAAAAAAAAAAAAAAAGAAAUUAUUAUUGUUGUAUCCUUACGUAGUCGAUGCAGCAGUCGCUGUUGAUUGCAGUCUGCAACCUUUAUUGAAUCCUUGGAUUGAAUUUUCAGAAGAAUCAAUAAAUCAAUCGGUGAUAACUCCGGCGGUGGUGGCUGAAUUUGGGGAAUUUUCAGAUUAGUAAUUUUAAUUAAUCAUAAUAAGGAAUUCAUCCGCCAUGGCAAAAGCUUCUUCGAGCAUCAAUAAAUGGCGCAAUUCUUUCGCGAACACGAGUUCCGACAUCUUUGAUAUAAUCAGGCAUGCAGUAAUAGUGGCGGCUUUCGAUUGCCCUCGCGAGCUCAAGCUACAGAGGGACGAUAUUACAGAGCUUCUCUACACUUGUGGAUUGCCGACGUGCCGCUGCUGCGGCGGCAAGCUCGAACUCGCCUUGUCCCGGAUGGAGUCCCGCGACACCAAGGAGAGCGAAGCUAACGACGCCGACCGCUGGAAGAAGAAGGUCGAAAUGGAUCGGAUUAAUGAAGAAGAUGAAGAUGAGGAGGAAGAUGAAGAUGAGGAUAAAGAUGCUGAAGCACUGAAUAAUGAGGAUGAGAUGGAGACAAGGAAGAUCGAGCAAGUUUCGAGGAUCAAAUCUCUCAUCGACGACACUGGUGGUGAUGAAAAGCCGGAUGCUGCAAUGUUAGAAUUGCUGAGGCAGCUUAGGCAGAUACGUUUGUCGGUGGAAAUUUUGAAGGCAACCGAUAUUGGAAAAUCUAUUUCCAGUUUGAUGAAGCAUCAAUCAAGGGAUGUUCGCCAACUUUCUCGGGCAUUGAUUAAGGAAUGGAGGAAAGUUGUCGAUGAGUGGGUUAUCGCAAGAGCUGCCACAGCAGGUGACGGAGCUGCGAAAGAAUCGACGGAAAAAUCAGAAGAUCAAGAGAAGGGGGGCCUCGCGACGCCCCCUAUGGAUGUAGGCGCUCUAUCCGCUGCUCCAGCAAAGAUGAAGUUAUCAAAGAUCUUCGAUGGAAUCGACAAUGACGGGAAAAUCAGAGAUGAAGAACAUCUACACAAGACCGAGGAAAGUGGCCGGAAAAGGAAUUUGAAUGAUUCACGCCCGAGCAUAAAAUUCGAUAAUCCAACCGCGGAAAGGGAAGCCCCACCAAGCAGACCAAAUAGGCCCCCUAAAAGCCUACCAGCCCCGGCAAGACCACCGCCCAUUCGACAAACAGCCAUCCCUAAACAGCCAUCUGAGGCUCGGAACGGUCCUAAUACUCAAAAGAAAACUCCGGUUUCUUGGCUGAAGAGAGAGGCCUUAACCAAUAAACAGGGUAAGAAGCCUGUCUUGUCGAAGCCAAAACCAAAACCCGCGGCUCAAGUGAAGGGCACCAUUCGGGAUACAAGACCGAUGCCUCGCCCCAAUGAGCCGAACCGCAACAAUGCGUCUUCAAUCGGGGCGAUGCUAGAGAUCGCCAAACGGAAACUUCUGGAGCGCAAUCAAGAAUUGGGAAGAGCCAAGAGGCAGAAGACAGAAGAACUGGAGCUGGGAGAGAUCAAGCCACAGGCCACCGUUCAGCGUGGCCCAAGGCCGGGUGGGACGGCCGUGACAACCUUCUCCUACAGAUGGUGAGUUCGCUUUUGCUGUUGAUG